AUGGCAGACUACGUUCAACUCGAGCUGGAUCAUGCAGAGGUCAAGACGCGAGUGCUGGAGGUGUGGACGGCGCCCGAAUCUGGGAAGGACAGCGCAGGCACACGCGCGGUUCUGCUGGCGACGGUGACGGUGGUCCUGGCGCGGGUUGAGGCUGGAGGGAGGCGCAACGGAACCUGCUUUCACCAGGAGAACGGCCUGGAUGUGAGGCGCAAGUGGGUGGGAUCGUUUGUGUUUGAUCUGCCGCCGACAGCCGCGGUGGCGGCGUUGAUGGUGGCCGGGAGCGCCACUCCUGCAGUGGUGGUGGCGCUUCCGCCUGUGGCGGUUGCGGGACCGGUCAUCCGGCUCGGCCCGGUGCGGAUUGUCGACCGAGGCAGAGACGGAGACCGAAUCGCGCUCGUAGUUGUGGCAGCUGGCGCAGUUGCGGUGGGGCUCGGUGCGGGCGGGUGCGCGCGGCGAGGACGCCGGCCAGCAGUGUCGGCGGAGGAGACGAGCACGGUUGGCGCGGCCGAGACCGCGACUGAUGCUAACGCCGAAGCCACCGGCUCUUCUGAGACUCCCAUGGUGGUGAUUGAGGGCGGGCGGCGACAAUACAACUCGCUGGCGUCGUACGCCGGUGGGUGGGGCUCGGGCGGCGACGGGCGCAGCCGGAUGCGGUUCAUCCAGAUGGCGGUCCCGCCACAGUACAACGUCGAGUACACGACAGGGCGCGACGGCGACGAGCACGACUCGCUGUUCCGGUAG
Messenger RNA from Thecamonas trahens ATCC 50062, 741 nucleotides. RefSeq lists its product as uncharacterized. NCBI's taxonomy places the organism in Eukaryota, Apusomonadida, Apusomonadidae. The record is from RefSeq and is a predicted model, not a curated record. The transcript has 2 exons. Bases 1 to 741 code for a protein of 246 amino acids.